GAUUUUGCCGCGAACGGUUGUCUUUGGCUGCGCAUUUGUCACGAGUAUUUGGUGUGCCCGUUUAAUUCGUUUCAUAGUUUAUAUUGUCUAUAGAGUGUGGGGACACGCACCCACGCAGUUAGCAAACGAGCAAGUGUUUAAUAGAACCUCCGUCAAAGGCAGGCAGCAGUCAAGAUGUCGAAACCACAAUCGGACGCAGAUCGCAGGAAGCAGAUUUCGGUGAAGGGCAUCGCUGAGGUGGGCAACGUAACCGAGGUGAAGAAGAACUUCAAUCGCCACCUGCAUUACACUCUCGUCAAGGAUCGCAAUGUGGCCACACUGCGUGAUUACUAUUUCGCACUUGCGAAUACCGUCAAGGACAAUAUGGUCGGACGCUGGAUUCGCACACAGCAGCAUUACUACGAGAAGGAUCCCAAGCGUGUCUACUACUUGUCGCUGGAGUACUACAUGGGCAGGUCGCUGACCAACACCAUGAUCAACUUGGGCAUUCAGAGCGAGUGCGAGGAGGCCAUGUAUCAGCUGGGCCUUGACAUUGAGAACCUGGAGGACAUGGAGGAGGACGCUGGCUUGGGCAAUGGCGGUCUGGGCCGCUUGGCUGCCUGUUUCCUGGACUCGAUGGCCACCUUGGGCCUGGCUGCCUAUGGCUAUGGCAUACGCUAUGAGUACGGCAUCUUUGCCCAAAAGAUCAAGAACGGCGAGCAGGUGGAGGAGCCUGAUGAUUGGCUGCGCUAUGGCAAUCCCUGGGAGAAGGCACGUCCCGAAUUCAUGCUGCCAAUUAACUUCUAUGGUCGUGUCAUUGAUACGCCCGAGGGCAAGAAGUGGGUGGACACCCAGCGAGUGUACGCCAUGCCCUACGACAAUCCCAUACCCGGCUAUGGCAACAACCAUGUGAACACGCUGCGCUUGUGGUCCGCCAAGUCGCCCAUUGACUUCAAUCUGAAGUUCUUCAACGAUGGUGACUACAUUCAGGCUGUGCUGGAUCGUAAUCUGGCCGAGAACAUCUCUCGCGUGCUGUAUCCCAACGACAACUUCUUCGAGGGCAAGGAGCUGCGUCUGAAGCAGGAGUACUUCAUGUGCGCCGCCACACUCCAGGACAUCAUUCGCCGCUACAAGGCGUCCAAGUUCGGUUCGCGCGAGGCUGUGCGCACCAACUUUGAUCACUUCCCCGAGAAGGUUGCCAUUCAGCUGAACGACACGCAUCCAUCGUUGGCCAUUCCCGAGCUGAUGCGCAUACUGAUUGACGAGGAGCAUCUGGACUGGGAGAAGGCCUGGGAUAUUGUGGUGCGCUCUUGCGCCUACACCAACCACACAGUGCUGCCCGAGGCGCUGGAGCGCUGGCCCGUGUCCAUGCUGGAGUCGAUACUGCCACGCCACUUGCAGAUCAUCUACCACAUUAACUUCCUGCACAUGGAGAAUGUGAAGAAGAAGUUCCCCGAGGACUUGGACCGCAUGCGUCGCAUGUCGCUGGUGGAGGAGGACGGCGAGAAGCGCAUCAACAUGGCCCAUUUGUCCAUUGUUGGCUCGCAUGCUGUCAACGGUGUGGCGGCCAUUCACUCGCAGAUUCUCAAGGACUCGCUGUUCCAUGACUUUUACGAAAUGGACCCCAAGAAGUUCCAGAACAAGACGAACGGCAUCACUCCGCGUCGCUGGCUGUUGCUGUGCAACCCCGGCCUGUCCGACCUGAUUGCCGAGAAGAUCGGCGACGAGUGGCCAGUGCAUUUGGAUCAGCUUGUGGCUCUAAAGAAGUGGGCCAAGGAUCCCAACUUCCAGCGCAAUGUGGCUCGCGUCAAGCAGGAGAACAAGCUGAAGUUGGCUGCCAUUUUGGAGAAGGAAUACGGCGUCAAGGUGAACCCCGCCUCCAUGUUUGAUAUUCAGGUGAAGCGCAUACACGAGUACAAGCGCCAGCUGCUCAACUGCCUGCACAUCAUCACCCUGUACAAUCGCAUCAAGAAAGAUCCCACCGCCAAUUUCACGCCACGUACUAUUAUGAUCGGUGGCAAGGCCGCUCCCGGCUACUAUGUGGCCAAGCAAAUCAUCAAGCUGAUCUGCGCCGUUGGCAAUGUUGUUAACAACGAUCCCAUUGUGGGCGACAAGCUGAAGGUCAUCUUCCUGGAGAACUAUCGCGUCACACUGGCUGAGAAAAUUAUGCCCGCUGCCGAUUUGUCCGAGCAGAUCUCGACCGCUGGUACUGAGGCAUCCGGCACCGGUAACAUGAAGUUCCAGCUCAAUGGUGCUCUCACCAUCGGCACUCUCGACGGCGCCAACGUAGAAAUGGCCGAGGAGAUGGGCCUGGACAACAUAUUUAUCUUUGGCAUGACCGUUGUUGAGGUGGAGGCUCUGAAGAAGAAGGGCUACAAUGCCUACGAUUACUACAAUGCCAAUCCCGAGGUCAAGCAGGUUAUCGAUCAAAUCCAAGGCGGUUUCUUCAGCCCCGGCAAUCCCAAUGAGUUCAAAAACAUCGCAGACAUUCUGCUCAAGUACGAUCACUACUACUUGCUGGCCGACUACGAAGCCUACAUGAAGUCGCAGGACGCGGUCUCCAAGACUUAUCAGAAUCAAGCCAAAUGGCUGGAGAUGUCCAUCAACAAUAUUGCCUCAAGCGGCAAAUUUUCAUCGGAUCGCACCAUUGCCGAAUAUGCACGCGAAAUUUGGGGCGUCGAGCCCACCUGGGAGAAGCUGCCGGCCCCCGAGGAUCAGCAAUAAAUCAAUUAACAACAACAAUUCUCUUUUGAUAUAAUUUUAUUAUGCGUACACUUUACUUUUGUUAAAGUCAAAUUUAUUUAGGAGCCAAAGUGCAACACAACACAACAAAACAAAACAAAGCAACAUUUAAGAGUUAACUGAAAGCGAAAUCCAAAUUUUAAGCUAGCACUAAGCUAGCAAUAUGUACAUCGAUCAAAAAUCGGGCUAAUUGUUACAACCUAUACAACUAUUAAAUACUAUUUUAUUUAAUAAAAUUAAAUAACAAAUUUAUUGCUAAUAUACAAAUUAAUUAAAAUGUUUUAACUACAAUUGUGUACAAGCAAAAGUACCUCUAGCCAUAAGACCUCAGGAACACUUUCAAAGUAAUAAACAUUUUAAGAAUAUCGCAAGUUUGUGCAAAGCUUCUUUAGAUAUGGAAAACAAAUACUUAUGCGUGUUAAAUAAAAGUUCAACUGUUACAACUAAA
Molecule: messenger RNA, 3169 nt
Organism: Drosophila busckii
Lineage: Eukaryota; Metazoa; Arthropoda; Insecta; Diptera; Drosophilidae
Product: glycogen phosphorylase
Exons: 4
Coding region: 175-2703 (842 amino acids)
Biological process (GO): glycogen catabolic process
Cellular component (GO): cytoplasm
Molecular function (GO): glycogen phosphorylase activity; pyridoxal phosphate binding
Source: RefSeq, a predicted model, not a curated record